Messenger RNA from Strongylocentrotus purpuratus (purple sea urchin), 2189 nucleotides. RefSeq names its product putative nuclease HARBI1. The transcript is spliced from 5 exons. Lineage: Eukaryota; Metazoa; Echinodermata; Echinoidea; Camarodonta; Strongylocentrotidae. The coding region runs from base 153 to 1223 and encodes 356 amino acids. The record is from RefSeq and is a predicted model, not a curated record.
UUAUCUAAUGAUGACACGUUGGAAAUUCCAUUAUCUAUAAUAAAUUAUCCAUUUUGUUGGAGAAGUUUCUUUUCUGUAUCUUCCGAGCCCCGGGCCGGGGCCCCCAUUUAUGCCUGGUUACGGUAGCUACGCGUCUAUCAAUUACAAUCAUCAUGGCUGCCGCAGCGGAGGGUUUGCUCCAUGACCUCGAGCAUUAUGAGAAUUUUCUGAAUAUUUUUAAUCAGCACCAGCAGCAAGUAGUAGAGAGAGUAAACAGGAAAGAUCCAUUUCAAGUGUACAACGAAGCCGAGUUUAGAUACAGGUACCGCUUUUCAAAGCAGACGACGUUGGAGUUGAUUGAUAUUCUGAGCCCUACGCUAGCUCGGCACACCACUCGAAGGGAUGCACUGCCUGUCCAUUUACAGGUUCUAACAGCCUUGAGAUUUUACGCCGUGGGAUCUUUCCAAAUUCUUCAUGGUGAUGAUGCUUUGAUGUCUCAGUCCUCAGUGUCACGAGUUGUCUUAGACGUGUCAACCGCUUUGGCUACUCUCCGACCAAGGUACAUACAGUUUCCGAGAACGCCACAGGAGGUUUUGAGAGUACAGCAGAGAUUCUUUGAUUACUCUCAGUUCCCAGGCGUCAUCGGUGCUGUGGACUGCACCCAUGUGCCCAUACAAAAUCCAGGUGGGGAACAAGCGCAGAGGUUCAUAAAUCGGAAAAACACGUCUUCUUUGAAUGUGCAGAUGAUAUGUGACUGUGACGGAAGGAUCCUCAACGUAGUCGCACGAUGGCCAGGUGGGUCUCACGACUCCAGAAUUUUCAGGGAGUCUGCCAUCAAGCACCAACUGGAGGCCGAGAGGCAGGAUGCCAAGUGGCUAUUAGGAGAUAGUGGAUAUGGAUGCCAGCCAUAUGUGAUGACACCCCUCCUACAACCAGCAAAUCCUGCAGAGCAGCGGUAUAAUACCGCUCACAAACGCGGGCGUUGCAUCAUUGAACGAACUUUUGGCCAGAUGAAGCGACGCUUUCCGUGCUUGAAAGGGCUGAGGCUAAAGCUCGAAACAACCAUGACCACCAUUGUAGCGGUUACUGUUCUCUGGAACAUUUCAUUAGAAAGGAGAGAACCAGAGAUCGACGGCCCUGAAGUUCUUCAUGAAAUUCCUGGAGACAUUCGUCCACUACCUGGCGGACGAAAUGUUGAAGGGCUGAUUAGGAGGGACAACCUGAUCAGGCAGCACUUUGCAUAGAUGUUUAAUAGUAUAUCAAUCAGUGAAAUAGGGUAAUACCUACUGGUAUUUAAACUGAGCUUCAUUGUAAACUUGAAAUCGUAUUUUUUUUUCUAUUAACAAAGGGUCUCUUGCAUUUUCAUAGUGCCAAAGGCAACAUUAUGUAUGACACAAACAAGAAUAUGUGUCGUAGUCUUGUAGAGGUAUUUCAAGAUUAUAGUGUUAAAUGACAUGUAUUGCAAUAUUUAUAUCAAGUUAUUUAUUGGAUGAAUCUGUAUAUUUGUAUCAUCUCAUACAAUGUUUUAUGUUUUCAAAAUGACCAUUAUUACAACUGGGAUAGUGAAAUAUAUUGUAGCAAAUUUGCAAUUUAUUUAAUGAUUGUUGUGCAAUGUACGUUUUAUAUAUGCUUGAAAUAUUUGCAGAUAAUAUACAAUAAGUAUCUGUAUAGUACAUGUAGAUAAGUACUUAUCCCAUCAACAAUUUGUAUAAAUUAUUUCACUCAUAUCAGGUGUACAAGCCUUGCAAUCCUAUGUCUCUGGUUUGAAUUCCAGGGAAACCAAAUUCAAUAUACUCAUUUUCAAUUCUAUAAUAAAUUGUUAACUGUGAAUGUUUAUUUUUUAGAUUACAGAAAUGCGUACACAACUAUCUAUUACUAUAGUUGUCUUAAUAGUGAUUUAAUAGAUUCUUGUUUUUUAUAUUUAAUAUUAUAAUAUAUUAAUCUAUAUAUCCAGAUUUUGUUGCAUCGCAAUCAGAUUUAAAUGUACAGGUAUUUAUUGAAAUUAUCAGAUGCUCAAGUGAAAGUGAUUAUUCUGGCAAUAUUGGCAUGCAAAUGGAUGUAAUGUAGAAAAUAACGGGUCUGAUUUGUAAAAAAUACUAUGAAUUAUAUUUUAUUGAAGUAUGGGUAACUUGGCUUUGAAUAUGAAUUAUAUCUUAUGCAAAUGUGUAAAGUUUUACGGAAAAAUAAAUUUAUCUCAAAAUGUAAACAAA